GUUGACGGACGGAUGUUCAACAAAAAUUCUUCAGGAGCGACGUUCACCAUUAUUUCUCUGUUAACUACCGUGGUAUGUCGGUCGGAAAUACGAAGUGUUUGAUUGCGCGCUAUCAAACCAGCACGAGUAGGUACGUAAUUAAGAGUUGUUGGUGAAGUUUUUUGGUUACUUCCGAGGAUCAAUUACAGUGUUCUACAGAAAGAAAGAAAGUUGAGCGAAUUGGAGGCGAAUCCGCCAAUCAGUCACACUGGAGCACCACGACCAUGAAGAAUGCAAUGAUUUCGAAACUGUACUCCGAGGAAAAUAACAAAAUGAUCGUUACGGAAAAUGAAUUACCGAUGGAGAUAUCAACGUGAAAUGAAGUCCAGUUUCAAGAAUAAAAUGAGGACAUUCAAAGGAUUUUUCGUGAAAAUAAAGUUCAAGAGUGCGAGAUGUUCGGAAGUGAGAGAUUUUUGUAGUAUUUGGUUCUUCUUAGUGUUCUUGUGUGUUUUAAGUUCAGUUCAGUGUAAUAGACCACCUAGGUUUCUUAUCGAUGGACAGACUGAAAUAGUUUUAAGGUUGAAAGAGGGCAAAGAAACGCCUGUGGGUUCAGUUAUCUAUAAAUUAAAAGGACUUGAUCCUGACGGUGAUGCUCUCCAGUUUGGCGUUCGAACACAAUCAGGAAGCGACGUCAUCAAAGUCGAGAACAUAUCUCCCAACGAAGCCAAUAUCUACCUCAAAAAAGAAUUAGAUAGAGAGGAGCGGGACGAAUAUGCUUUAGUUUUAACACUAACCGAUGGUCGUUUAGGCCAUGGUAACUUUAUAACCCAGAGUUUACUCCUGCUGGUCGAAGAUGUGAACGACAACACACCAAUUUUCAAAAGUUACCAACCUACUGUAUAUCUUAAGGAAGACGCUUCGCCUGGUGUAAUCGCUACACUUGAAGCAACAGAUGAUGACGAAGGCCCUUAUGGUCAAGUUGUUUACCAUCUCCAAGAACUGGACCAAGAUGAGAGACACCUUUUUAGUUUAACUACUUCAGGAGGAAAAGCUAUUGUUAAACUUAUAGGACAUUUAGAUUACGAGAAGAAAAAUAUUCACCAACUCAAAGUGUUAGCCGUUGAUCGUGCUAAGCAAGGAAGAGUCAAUACAGGUGUUGCAGCUUUACUCGUGAAAGUUGAGGAUGUAGAAGAUCAACCACCAGAAUUUGUACGGGUUAGCCCUGUUGCUAAAGUUGCUGAGAAUUCUCCAAUCGGAACAUCUGUCUUACAAGUAAUUGCCAUAGAUGGUGAUCGUGGAAUAAACAAUCCCAUUUCCUAUUCUCUUUCCUCGAACAUUAUCUCUGGAGUUCUCGAUCUCUUUUCAAUUGACCAAAACACUGGUGUUGUUUCAACAAAAACCAUUUUGGACAGAGAGUCUAUGUUUGAAACAUCUGGAACCUUUGUACUCCAGGUUAUAGCUACAGAAAGGGGAAGUCAAGAAGUGCCAUCUCCUUGGUCAUCGACUGAGGUGACCAUCAUUGUAACAGAUGUUAACGAUGAAGCCCCUACAUUUAGAAGUAGACACUAUGAUUGUGAAGUUGCUGAAAACGCCCCUAUAAAUACCCCUUUGACAUUUCUUAGAUCAGCUAUACCAGAAGUUUUCGACUACGAUCAGGGGCUGAAUGGAACCUUCCAACUUUAUGUGAAAGGAGCCAGUGACCUUUUCGAGAUUUCUCCAACGAAAGCGGUCAAUGAAGCCACUUUCAUGAUCAAAGUGAAGAAUUCGAGUGCAUUGGAUUAUGAAAAACUUAAAAUAAUCAAUUUUACCCUGGUUGCGAAAGAAAUAGUAAAAACCAACCCAAAGUUUACAGAAGUUAGUGUGAAUGUACAUAUCCUCGACAGAAAUGACAAUUACCCAGAAUUCAUUAGAAGUAUUUAUGAUGUUAGCGUUCCCGAAAAUUGUGAUAUUGGAACAACAAUAGCUUGGGUUCAAGCUCUGGAUGAUGAUUCAGGUAACUUCGGGACUAAAGGAGUAAGAUAUACUAAUCUAGCUGGAAGUAUUGAGCAUUUGUUGAAUCUGCAUCCCACAUCAGGAGUUAUUACUGUCAAGACAGCUGGAGGACCAAAUUGGGAUAGGGAGCAAGUCUCAAGACAUUAUCUAACAGUUGAAGCGAGGGAUAACCUUGGUAGAGGAAAUAGGAAUACAGUACAGUUGGUCAUUAACCUUGAGGAUGUAAAUGAUAAUCCUCCAUUGUUUAUUUAUAACAAAUAUGAGGCUAGGCUCUUCGAGAAUAAGCCUCAUUUUGAGGUGCCCAUAAGAGUUGAAGCUCGUGAUGCUGACUUGAAUGGUACCAAAAAUAGCGAAAUCGAAUAUUCACUAUUCGGUGAAUUGUACGAAAACUUCACUAUUAAUCCACACUCAGGCAUCAUCGAACCAAAGUAUCCCUUAGAUUUUGAACUUUUAGAUGGAAGCUCCAAAGAAAACGUACGAACGUUAUUGUUAACAAUAAGGGCUAAAGAUUUAGGUUAUCCAAGUCUAUUCUCAGAUGUGCCACUGGUCGUUUACGUACAAGAUGUCAAUGAUAAUACUCCAAUAUUCGAAUAUAAUUUUUACAAUAAAACCAUUUUGGAAAACAUAACAGAGAGUACAUCUCUCCUCAAGAUAAGAGCUUGGGAUGGUGAUGGAUCUUAUCCCAACAAUCACAUCGUUUAUAGAAUACAAAGAGGAGCUUCAGAUAAAUUCGUUAUUGGUGCUGAGUCUGGUAUCAUUUCAAUAGCGAAAGGAGCAUCCUUAGAUCCUGACAUCUCAUCAUCGAGAACGUUGGAAUACAAACUAACAGUCAUUGCUAUAGAUGGAGCCCCUGGAGAAAAUAGACGUGAAAAAUCUGUCACUGUUAUUAUAAAUGUUAUUGACGUCAACAAUAAGAAACCAGUGUUCUUAGAAACCGGAAAAAUAAUUAUAAGGGAAAACACACCAGUCGGUACAAUCAUAUCGAAGAUUAUUGCGAAAGAUUUAGAUUCCACAGCUAAACUUUUUUACUCAACCAAUCCCAAUGAGUGCGAAGCAAGAAACGAGAGAGGUAAUCUUCUUCUAAGAACUCCAGAAUUUGACUGCGCAAAAAUGUUCCAUCUCAAUGCAAAAACAGGAAUUUUAACUGUAGCCAAACUAUUGGAUAGAGAAGUUGCUGAAACUUACCGCAUAGCCUUGAAUGUUGAGGAUCUAGCUUCUGAAACUGGUCCACAGAUAGCCAAAACAUUUAUCGAUGUAGAGUUGGAAGAUAUAAACGAUAACAGCCCAAAGUUCGUUAAGCCAUUCUAUAAAUUCUCAAUCACAGAAAAUUCUAAGAAUGGAGUUGCAAUAGGAAGCGUUCUAGCAGAGGAUGCAGAUAAAAAUAAAACUAUCGUUUAUGCUCUAGAGGGUAAAAUUGAAUAUAAGAAUCUGGUAUUUCUGGACACAUCAACUGGUAAUCUUGUUGUUGCAAAUCGAAUCGAUCAUGAGAUGUACAACUGGAUGAAUCUAUCGGUUAAAGCUAUUGAUUCAGGAGUUCCUCCUCGAUCUUCAAGAGUAGAACUCUUCAUUCAAGUGUUGGAUGAAAAUGAUAACAGUCCAAUUUUUAUGGCUGAACCUUCGAGGUUAAUGCUUCCUGAAGAUAUGCCUGUUGGAACGCAGGUAACAAUCAUCGAAGCUCAGGACGCAGAUUCUGGAGAAAAUGGAAAAAUUACCUAUUUAUUGGAUCGUUUGUCAUCUCAAGGAAAAUUUUCUUUAGACGCUGAUACUGGUAUUUUGAAAAUUUCGGAUAAAUUGGAUCGCGAAGAAAAAGCCUCCUAUUUACUGAUCAUAGAAGCUUGGGAUAACUAUCAAUAUGGAUUUAAUAAUGGUGAAAGUAGAAAUGCUUUCAAACAUAUAAAUGUAACCAUUCUAGACGUGAAUGAUAAUAGUCCACAGUUAUUGGUACCACCGUAUUGUAUCAAUGUUACUGAAUUUCAUGAAAUUGGCCAACCAAUAACUACAAUUCAUGCAUCAGACUCAGAUGAUCCUAGCACGUCUAAUGGUCAGGUAAUCAUUGAUAUAGCAGAUGGAAACAAUGUUGAAUUAUUCAGUGUGGAGCAGAUAAACGAAUGGUCUGCUGAGUUGAAAGCCAUAGCUCCUCUCAGAGGUCGACAUGGAAAUUAUACCUUGUUGAUGAGGGCACAAGACUUAGGAACUCCCAGUCACUUGGUGGAGGAGCCAAUAUGUAUAAGUAUAAUAGAUUUCAACGACCAUGCUCCAGUUUUUGUAACUCCCCCUCCAAACUCAACACUGCGUGUUCCAGAGAAUGCUACUGUAGGUAGCGCACUGAUUCAAAUAGUUGCUACAGAUGCAGAUAUAGGAUUAAAUGGUGCAGUAAGAUAUAAAUUGAAAGCUGACCCUGCUAGCCAUUGGAAAACUUUCAAUCUCCAACCAGUUUCUGGCGUACUAGAGUUAAGACUACCGCUUAAUAGAGGACAACAGAAAAUAUACGAUAUUAGAAUAGAGGCCUAUGAUCUUGGUACACCCACAUCUCUCAGUUCUGAUUUGGAUUUGACUGUUUACGUGAGCAAUAUAAAUGACUAUCAACCUCAAUUCCUGAGUGAUGAGUUUACAGUAAGCUUCACAGAGAAUGAAGCGCCAGGAGUCGAAAUAAGAAAGUUACCAGACACUGUUGAUAGAGAUGAUCUUGAAUUCGAAGGGCCACCAACUCCUAUAUGUUACUAUAUUAUUGGAGGAAACGAAGAUGAAUACUUCGAACUUGAUAGAAUUCAGCAUACACUGACGAUUUUGAAACCUUUGGAUCGUGAAGAACAGAGCAUCUAUCUUCUCCUUGUCAAAGCUACAGAAGAUUGUUCCUCUACUCCAAAAAGCGACGGAUUUUUCGAUCCAAAUGAUGACACCCAACUCAAAGUCAUAAUCAAUGUUACAGAUGUUAAUGAUAAUGCUCCUCGAUUUCUACAUAGAGUGUUCACUGGAGGUGUUAGUACAGCUACAGACUUCGGUACAAGAUUUAUGUCUGUGAAGGCAGUUGAUGCUGAUAUUGGAAUCAACGCCAGAAUCAAAUAUUAUUUGAUAGGAAAAAUUCAAAUGACUCUCACAGAAGGUUUGGAGAAUAUACACAAACCGCCAUUUGUGGUUGAUGAGGAUACAGGUGAUGUUAUUCUCAAUUUUGAUCCACAGCAAGGAAUGAAAGGCUACUUUGACUUCAUGGUCAUGGUUAACGAUACAGACAAUCUUCGUGAUAUGUCUCGGGUCUUCAUAUAUCUGCUGAGAGAAGAUCAAAGAGUUCGUUUUGUUCUAAGACAACAUCCACCUGAAUUGAGAGAAAAAAUCGAACUAUUCAGGGAAAUACUAGGUAAUGUGACUGGAGCAAUCGUUAAUAUAGAUGAAUUUAGGGUACAUGCUAAUCAUGAUGGAACUGUAGACAAAACAAGAACCGAUUUAUACCUUCAUCUGGUAGACAAAAAUGAUAACUCAAUUCUGGAGGUAGAAGAGGUUCUUCGAUUGGUCGACCAAAAUACUGAAAAAUUAGACAGUCUUUUCAAAGAUUUCAAUGUGUUGGAUACGCAACCUGGAGGAGCCCUUGCAUUGCAAUCCCUUCAAACUGUUAACCAGACAUUUUGGUUAACAGCUUCUUCAAUGUUUUUAUUGCUUCUGUUAUGUCUUUGCUUAGCAUUAUGUUGGAAUCAAAGGCAAAGAUACCAUAGGAAAUUAAAGGCAGCAACGGCAACUGCUUAUGUGGGUGCAGAUUCUGAGAUCCAUGAGAGAGGAGGAGGUCUCAGCAUCAUUAGCGGACGUGUACCAAAUACCAACAAACACACUAUGCAUGGUAGCAACCCAAUUUGGCUUCAGGCAUAUGAAAAUGAAUGGUUCAAAAAUGGAGAUUUAUACAGCCAAGCUUCUGAGCAUGACUCCCUUGAUGAAAACGUAAUCAGCAAUCCAGAAAGUAACAUCUGCACCAACGAUCAAAUGGAAGAGAAGUGCAACCAUAGACCACAAAAUGUUUAUCAAACUCUACCUCCAGCACCACUUCCAAGAAAAUUAGAAACAACGGAAUUAUGAAUAAUUGAGAAAUUAUUUUUUAAAAGAUGGCAGGAAGGAAAUCUAUAAACUAUUGUAAUUUACAAUUCAUUUUGAUCUCUUAAAAUGAUAUUAAUCUGACAACGAGUUUCACCUUUUACAUAGAACAUUUUUCAUUACACCUGGUACGAUGAAAUAUGUGAACUGAGUGAAUAUGUUAAGUGAAAGUGUAAUAAUAACAGAGUACUCUUGUAGAAUGGAGAUGUGUUAUUUAUGUUAGUUAUAAGUAUACAGGCUGUGUGCAAUAUUUAUUUUCCCAAUUGUUUGAUGGAAGUCAGUAGAUUUAUUUUAAGAAAAUGAACCUAAUUUGUAAAAUGGAAUUUAUGUAAAACUUUUCAAUCUCACAGAAUAACUUAUCACUGUAAAUAAUAGCAUUCAUCACUAAUGUCUAGGAAAAUUCAUUCGCUAUUUUAUAUUUCUCUUAGGUAAAUACGGAAUUGAUAUCGAUUGAGAUUGAUAUUCUCCAAAUUCUGAAAUAUGAUGGAAUAAACACUAUAUGCACAUUCUG
Molecule: messenger RNA, 6559 nt
Organism: Harmonia axyridis
Lineage: Eukaryota; Metazoa; Arthropoda; Insecta; Coleoptera; Coccinellidae
Product: cadherin-23
Exons: 26
Coding region: 328-6033 (1901 amino acids)
Biological process (GO): homophilic cell-cell adhesion
Cellular component (GO): cell-cell junction; plasma membrane
Molecular function (GO): calcium ion binding
Source: RefSeq, a predicted model, not a curated record